CUUUCACGACGCGUGUUGAUCGAACCGGUAAAACCAUGAUCCUCCGGGUCGGAUGUUAUAAAAACCCGAUAACGAAUACGAAUCAGUGAAAGGUGUUGACGUGUGAAAAAACAAUGGGAAUGCUUCUCUUUCUCUUUUAGUUUUGGGCUAUUUGUUUUUAUUUAUUAAAGCAGGUGUAUAUUGAAUAAGAAUAAACGGGGUUAUAUUUAAUUUGACUAAUGAGGAGCUUUGGCCGUUGGGUUAUUUUCGAAGUGUACAUUGUAAUUUAUAAGCUUCCGAAUGGUGACUGCGGUUUGAGCGGUGUAGGACAAUCAGUUCAAUUGUAAUGCGGUUUUAACAGUUAUAAAAAUGUAUAGAUAUAUAAUAUAUAUAGAGAUUUUUGUUACUGUUAACUGCAGGACGGGGCGAGACGAUGGUCACCAUUGGAAGUAUAGUUUUGAUACUGGCCAAACAUUUGUUGUCACUUUACCAACUACUGCAACCCUCGUCUCAUAAUAAAUUCUAGCACGCCUUUUUUAUUUUAUUUUAUUCAAUUUAAUAUUCUCUUAUUGGAGGGUGAGAAAUGAGACCACAUAUACAUUUGUUCCUCCUCUUUGCGGGCCCCACUUAACUUUUUUUUUCUUUUCUUCUUAUUUUUCGCUGCAGACGUUUAUUUAUUUAAUGUGGGAAAAUUGGAAAUAUGGAAUAAAAAGACAAGUAGAUUGUCCCUUUGCCAUAAUAUGAAUUAUAAGUUGUCCUAAUGUCAUAAUGUUUUCUGUAAACCCAAUUAAACCCCUAAUCUAAUCUUUUAAACGUUUUUGUUAAUUUAAUUAUGUUAAAAAAAUAUUAUUAUUAUUUUUAAUUAAUUUAAUUAUUAAAAAAAAAAUACAAAAGGGGAAAAUCGACCAAAAUUUCCCCCAAGCUCGACGAACCCUAAUUGCUCUCUCCUCCUUUGGCGACAGAGAGAAAGGACGAUUUGAAGGGGAUCUCGCCGUCGCCGGUGUCGUUUUGGCCGGUAAUACUCCGCCGGUGUUCUUCUUCUUCUUAAUCGAAGUCUCAGAGACCUCGUCUCACUUCGCGACUCGUUCUCAAUUAAGUCGCCGAAGACCGCUGAAGCUCGUACCUCGCCGAUAACUGAACUCGUGCCUCACCGCUCCGCUCUCACUCUCUCAGCCAUAGUUUCAAGCAAACCAAUCGAUUCUCCUCAGGUUUGUUUAUGAAUUUUUUUGCAUGUCUUUGUAUCUCUUACUUGAGCUUGUUUAAGAUCGAUUUUGAAUGUCAUAAGUUUCGAUUCUUUUUUCUGUGAAUUAUUAUUUAGGCUUCAAUCUUAUCAAAAUUUCCUACUUUUUUGAGCUUUGGUUAAUUUGUUUUUGUAGCAACCGAUCUCUAGUGAUUGUGUUUCUUAUCAAAAUUUCCUACUUUUUUGAGCUUUGGUUAAUUCUCUUGUUUUAUCUUGUGAAUUAUAUUAUGAUGCAUGCGUUUAUAAAUAUUGACUGUAGUGAUUGUGUUUCUUGCAUUGUUUAUAGGUAUGACAAUUGAUCAGUUGCCUAAAUGCUUAUUCAAAGAGGGAACUGAAACACAAGUUGAGAAGGUCAACAACAGUUGUCGAACUUCCAUACUUGCGAAGGUGGCGAAGUACUGUCCAGACGAGUACAAAGAAGUGUCGGAGGAUCCGCUAUUUGCUCAGAUUGUGGCCAUUCAUGUACACAAGCUUCAGUUUUCGGCAAGAGCGAUCCACACCUUCGUUUGCAAGCAGCUUCUGUCCGCAAAGCGUUAUGAGUUGUGGUUCCAUUAUGCUAGGAGGCCUCUCAGAUUUUCAAUGCAAGAAUUCUAUGCCAUCACAGGUUUGAAAUACAAAGACGAGCCCGACUUGGAGAUUGAUGACUGGGCAUAUGAUGGAGGGUUUUGGAGUAAGUUGCUAAGGAGACAGAAAAAUAUUUCGGUUCAGCAAAUCAGGAAGGUUCAUGUGAAGUUGUGUAAUACAUGGUCUCGUGUUGAUAGGCUGCGGUUGGUCUAUUUGUGUGUGAUUGCUGGUAUUCUUAUGGCGAAGGAUGAGAAGGUGUGGAUCCCAUACAAGUACAUCAAGCUCGUGAUGAACUUCGAGAAGAUGAGGAAAUAUCCGUGGGGUCUUCACUCUUUUGAUAUGCUGGUGAGUUCCAUUAUCAACGCUAGGGAUAAAGUGAAGACGCAAAACAGUUAUGUCGUAGAUGGAUUCUCGUAUGCACUUCAGAUUUGGUUGAUGGAAGCUGUUCCGGACAUUGGGUCUCUUUUGGGUCAGAAACUGAGAGAAGGCGUGACUACCAUGAGGUGCAGGAAUUGGAAAGGAUCUGCUAAGAUUUCCUAUGAGGAUAUUAUUACCAUAGAGUCUAAUUUUGCUUCCACCGGAGAUGUGUUUCCAUCCAUUUCUACAUCUGGAAAUUUCAAAGACGUGAUUACUGAUGCCGAGUUUGUUCGAGCCUGUGAGAUGAAGGAUGAAAGAGUUGAUCUAAUCAUUGACAUGCAGCGAAACAAGUAUGACUGGAGUAAGCAUGUUUGGGCUUAUAAGGAAACAGUGAAACCAUUUCAGUACAGUUCUGAGGAAGAUGGUUCAGAUGAGGAAGCGGCUGUAGAGACAAGUGAAACUGAAAUUGAAGAAGAAAUAGAAAGCACCCGUGUGUCUCCUACUAAGAAGAGGAAGAACAGGUUUCGGGAUACUGGUGCGGAGUCGAGGAAGAAGAGGUUACUUUGCCAAAGAUCAACCGAGAAAUAUAGAGAUCUUGAAGAGGAAAUGAAGUCCUAUAUCCAGAGUAUGUUUAACUCUUCUUUUACUGCCUUAGGCCUCGAGGUACGCGAGAUUAUUGAAGACCGCUUUACCAAAUUAGAGGAGAAGAUCCUUUCAUCUCAGACUCAGGGUGGUGCGCCUGCUAAUACUCAGACUCGUGGUACUGAUCCGUUUUGGACUCCUUCUGCUGCUGCUGCUGCUGCCACUGCUCCGGCUUCGGUUUCUGGUCGUCCUCCUGCUCCUACUCGGGCUUCUACCGAAGCUCCUGCAUCAGUUUCUACUCGUGGUCUUGCUCCUUCUCGCAGUGCGGCUUCUGCUCCUUAUCGCAGUCGAGCUUCUGCGACUGCUCACAAUGGUGGGCCUGCGAAUGCUGCGAAGACAAGGUCUCAGACAAAGGUAAACAAGAAGUAG
This is a messenger RNA of Brassica napus (rape), 3151 nucleotides long. RefSeq lists its product as uncharacterized. Lineage: Eukaryota; Viridiplantae; Streptophyta; Magnoliopsida; Brassicales; Brassicaceae. The record is from RefSeq and is a predicted model, not a curated record. The coding region runs from base 1508 to 3151 and encodes 547 amino acids. The transcript is spliced from 2 exons.